Messenger RNA from Monopterus albus (swamp eel), 4247 nucleotides. It is a transcript of the gene spag9a, whose product is annotated as sperm associated antigen 9a. Gene Ontology annotation, biological process: vesicle-mediated transport. The record is from RefSeq and is a predicted model, not a curated record. The transcript is spliced from 32 exons. NCBI's taxonomy places the organism in Eukaryota, Metazoa, Chordata, Actinopteri, Synbranchiformes, Synbranchidae. Bases 234 to 4109 code for a protein of 1291 amino acids. Gene Ontology annotation, cellular component: cytoplasm. Gene Ontology annotation, molecular function: JUN kinase binding; signaling receptor complex adaptor activity; MAP kinase scaffold activity.
GUACAAGCUUUGGAGGAGCAUUUGAAGGCAGCAUGGGACAAACGAGGGGAAAAAGAGGAAGAUAUCCACGUAGUCUGUGUUGCAUCGCAGUAGUCAAGCUGUGUGAUGUCCUCAAUGUGUACGUUAAUUUAAACAAACGCUGCUUUCAGUUAAGUGGUUAACGGUACUCAUUGUGGCGGGGUAAGGCGGGAUAACCCACAUUGGCCCUGUUUGCUGAAAGGGAGAGGACUAAAAUGGAGCUGGAAGACGGAGAUGUGUACCAGGACGACCCGGGGACAUCAGCGAUGAUGUCUGAGCGCGUGUCGGGCCUGGCCAACUCCAUCUACCGCGAGUUCGAGAGGCUCAUCGGUAAAUACGACGAGGAUGUGGUGAAGGAGCUGAUGCCGCUGGUCGUGGCCGUGCUGGAGAACCUGGACUCGGUGUUCGCGGAGAACCAGGAGCACGAAGUGGAGCUGGAGCUACUGAAGGAGGACAACGAGCAGCUCAUCACCCAGUACGAGCGGGAGAAGGCGCUGAGGAAACACGCAGAGGAGAAGUUCAUUGAGUUUGAGGACACUCAUGAACAGGACAAGAAGGACCUGCAGAACCAUGUGGACCGAAUGGAGUCCCACUCCCGGCAACUGGAACUCAAGAUCAAGAACUACGCUGACCAGAUUGGCAGGUUAGAAGAACGAGAGCUGGAGCUGAAGAAGGAGUACAACUCCCUCCAUCAGCGACACACAGAGAUGAUCCAUAAUUAUAUGGAGCAUGUAGAGAGGAUCAAAAUGCAGCAGAUUAGUGAGACUUCAGAGUUGAGCGCCGUCGGCCGAGUCAGGAGAGAGCGGCCUCUGUCUUUGGGAAUUUUCCCUUCAUCUGCUGGUGUGUCUCUGCUGAUCCCAGACCCUCAGGCCAGAGCCGAGACACUGGGCUCAGAGGGUUGGAGGUUCCCUGACCCGACACAGCCUGGCUCCAACACCAGUCUCAAGUUGGACUUUGCCGACCCCCCAUUGGAAAAGGGGGGUAAGAGUGCGCAGGACUCUACUUGGGUGAAUUCACUGGCAGAUGACUGCAAGGAGGAGUUGUCGAACUCGAGUGGCUCCAAGUCCACAACCACCUCGGCCAUGGAGAGGGAGGAUGGGAACAGUAAGAGCACUGAGGUGCAGGCUGCACCAGGGACCAGAUCCAUAUCAGUGGGCUUACCUGAAAAUGAGGACAGCUCGGAUGUGCAGGACAUUAUUGAGUCGACCCCUGAGCUGGACAUGGAUCUCAUUGGCUACAAGCCCUGCAGUACUCCUACCAAAGGCAUCGAAAACAUGGCAUUUGACCGCAACACAGACUCCCUGUUUGAGGAGCUGUCGUCUGCAGGCACUGGGCUCAUAGGGGAUGUGGAUGAAGGGGCCGACCUGCUGGUGGAGUACUCCGACCUUAGUUUGAUUGGUAUGGGCCGUGAAGUUGAAAAUCUUAUUCAGGAGAAUUCACAACUUCUUGAGACAAAGAACGCCCUGAACGUUGUGAAUAAAGACUUGAUACUGAAGGUGGACGAGUUGACCUGUGAAAAGGAAAUGUUGCAGGGCGAGCUGGAGGCCCUGCUGCAGGCCAAGGCCAAGCUGGACGACAAGAACAGAGAGCUGGAGGAGGAACUCAAAAAAGUGCGACUGGAGAUGGAGGAUGUAAAACAGAAAACUAAAGAUGAAGAAGAUAGUGAUGUCCCCACAGCCCAGAGGAAACGUUUCACCAGAGUGGAGAUGGCCAGAGUCCUGAUGGAAAGAAACCAGUACAAGGAGAGACUGAUGGAGCUACAGGAAGCUGUGCGGUGGACGGAGAUGAUCAGGGCCUCGAGAGAAAAUCCAACACUCACGGAAAAAAAGAAAUCCAGCAUCUGGCAGUUCUUCAGCAGACUGUUUAGCUCAUCCUCCAGUGUCCCUGCUAUAAAGAAGGUGGAGUCCCAGUCCAACGUGAAAUACAAUGCCUCAAGCAGCCUGGUGAAGAGGAGCAGCACCUUCUCCCAGUUCCCCACAGAGAAGUCCAAGACCUUCGACUUCCUCACUGAAGAAAAGGACCAGUGCAGUUCCCCAUCACGUAAAGAGCAGAAGAGAGCCCAGUACAGACAAGUCAAGGCCCACAUGCAGAAAGAGGAUGGACGAGUCACUGCGCACGGCUGGAGCCUACCCAGCAAAUACAAGGUGGCUAAUGGUGGACAGGUGGAGAACAAAAUAAACUUACCUGUACCAGUUUACUUGAGACCUCUGGAUCAGACAGAUGCUUCUAUGAAGAUGUGGUGUGCUGCAGGGGUCAACCUGUCAGGGGGCAGGACAUCAGAGCUCACAAAGCAGACGAAGGGCUCUCAGAGCAGCCUGGACCAAAUGGAGCAGGAGAAUAAGGAUCCGGAAAAAGGGGAACAGGAGAAGGAGCUGAUCCUUCAGGACAGUAUGUCCGGUAGGGUAUGGGUGUGCACCAGCACCCACUCUUCCACCAAGGUUAUGGUGCUGGACGCCACUCAGCCCUCUGACCUGCUUGACAACUUCUAUGCCUGUAACACCCAUGUUGUCUGCAUUGCCAGUGUGCCAGGUGUGUUGGAGACUGAUUAUCCAGCAGGUGAAGAGGUACCCCAGGACCCGGAGGCUAGCCAAGGUGAUGGGGUGUCACUAGCGGGCAGUGUGGCCAGUGUAGGCUCAACAGGCAGCGAUGGUGCCAUGGCAGCAGAGGGGGCCACCGCCAUCCCCCAGACAGCCAGCUCAGGUGUCACUGACCAGCCAACUGAGCAUAGCGCCAUCCCUGGCUCAGUCGAGCUGUCCAGAGAGAGCAGUCCAGCAGAGGACGGAGUUCCUACAGCAGAAGAGGCAACAGAAGCGACGGAGGCUAAUGCAGGUGUGGGUGAAGAAGGAGAGGACGACCAGGGACCGGAUCAGAACCAACCAGGGAUCUACACAGAACAUGUGUUCACUGACCCACUGGGGGUGGGACCUACUGACCCCACUCCUGCUGACACACACAGGGGUUCCGGGCAGGUUGGAUUGACUUCCGUGCCAGAAGACUCAGAUGCUUCUGAGGGAGAAGUCCAGAGGAUGAGCAGCGCUCUCCCCACCAUGUGGCUGGGAGCUCAGAACGGGUGUCUCUAUGUCCACUCGUCUGUGGCUCGAUGGAGGAAGUGUCUGCAUGCUAUCAAACUGAAAGACUCCAUCCUCAGCAUAGUGCAUGUUAAGGGGAGAGUCCUGGUAGCGUUGGCUGAUGGGACAUUAGCAAUCUUCCACAGAGGCAUCGACGGUCAGUGGGACCUCACCAACUACCACCUGCUGGAUCUAGGCCGGCCUCACCACUCCAUCCGCUGUAUGACAGUAGUCCACGACAAGGUGUGGUGCGGUUACAGGAACAAGAUCUACGUCAUCCAGCCCAAGGCCAUGAGGAUAGAGAAGUCAUUUGACGCUCAUCCUCGAAAGGAGAGCCAGGUGCGGCAGCUGGCCUGGGUUGGAGAUGGUAUCUGGGUGUCCAUCCGACUAGAUUCAACCCUCCGCUUGUUUCAUGCCCACACCUACCAGCACCUCCAGGACGUGGACAUCGAGCCCUACGUCAGCAAGAUGCUGGGUACAGGUAAACUGGGUUUCUCUUUUGUAAGAAUCACAGCUCUCCUGGUGUCCUGUGGCCGCCUGUGGGUGGGGACAGGAAACGGUGUCAUCAUCUCCAUCCCGCUGUCUGAAGCCAAUAAGACAAUGGGAGCGGUGCCAAAUCGGCCCGGCAGUGCCAUACGGGUCUACAGUGAUGACGGUUUAGACGGUGCCAUGCCAGACAGCUUCGUGCCAUACUGCUCCAUGGCCCACGCCCAGCUGUGUUUCCACGGACAUCGAGAUGCGGUCAAGUUCUUUGUCACUGUGCCAGGUCAGGUGAUGCCACCUCCAGGCAGUGCUGACUCAGGCUCCGAUGACCCCGCAUCUGAAUCCUCGGACACUGCGACCUCUGAGCCCAGAACAUACCUAGUCAUGAGUGGAGGUGAAGGCUACAUUGACUUCAGAAUGGGUGACGAAGGCGGCGUGUUGGACGGUUUAUCGGAGCUGACGGCCAGCCAGCAGUCUGCACCCACCAAGGCUGAGCGGAACCAUCUCAUCGUUUGGCAGGUCACAACUUCUCAUGAUUGAAUAAAAUCACAGACUGCUGUGUUAGCGCCAGCGUCACCCUCCGACUCCCGCAUGCCCUCCUCCUCUAAGUUUUUUAUUUGAUAUUCCCGAUUGUUCUUAAUGCCCGAGGAGAUGACUUGUUUUCUAAAAAAAAAAAAA